Messenger RNA from Micropterus dolomieu (smallmouth bass), 3080 nucleotides. RefSeq names its product ATPase sarcoplasmic/endoplasmic reticulum Ca2+ transporting 1, like (gene atp2a1l). Gene Ontology annotation, molecular function: P-type calcium transporter activity; ATP hydrolysis activity; ATP binding. Gene Ontology annotation, cellular component: membrane. The record is from RefSeq and is a predicted model, not a curated record. Lineage: Eukaryota; Metazoa; Chordata; Actinopteri; Centrarchiformes; Centrarchidae. Gene Ontology annotation, biological process: calcium ion transmembrane transport; intracellular calcium ion homeostasis.
AAGGGCGCGGAUAGGUACGGUUAGACAGGACAUCCCUUGUCUAUCCAGAAAGGAUGGAGAACGCACACACAAAGGGCCCGGCAGAAUGCCUGGCUUACUUCGGAGUGAAUGAGACUACCGGUCUCACUCCUGACCAGUUCAAGAAGAACCUGGACAAGUAUGGCUUCAAUGAGCUGCCCGCUGAGGAGGGUAAGAGCAUCUGGGAGCUGAUCAUUGAGCAGUUUGAGGACUUGCUUGUCAGGAUCCUGCUGCUGGCUGCCUGCAUCUCUUUUGUGCUGGCCUGGUUCGAGGAAGGUGAGGAGACCAUCACCGCCUUUGUGGAACCGCUCGUCAUCCUUCUUAUCCUCAUCGCCAACGCUAUUGUUGGAGUGUGGCAGGAGCGUAACGCUGAAGAUGCCAUCGAGGCUCUCAAGGAGUACGAGCCUGAGAUGGGCAAAGUUUACCGUUCUGACAGAAAGAGUGUGCAGAUGAUCAAGGCCAGAGAAAUUGUCCCUGGAGACAUUGUGGAGGUGUCCGUUGGUGACAAAGUCCCCGCUGACAUCAGGAUUGUUUCCAUCAAGUCCACCACCCUGCGUGUGGACCAGUCCAUCCUUACUGGUGAGUCUGUCAGUGUGAUCAAGCACACUGAAGCUGUUCCAGACCCCAGGGCUGUCAACCAGGACAAGAAGAACAUGCUUUUCUCUGGCACCAACAUCGCUGCUGGAAAGGCCAUCGGUGUGGCUGUGGCCACCGGAGUCGCCACUGAGAUUGGCAAGAUCCGUGACCAGAUGGCUGCUACCGAGCAGGAGAAGACUCCUCUGCAGGCAAAGCUGGACGAGUUUGGCGAGCAGCUGUCCAAGGUUAUCACCCUGAUCUGUAUUGCUGUCUGGGCCAUCAACAUUGGCCACUUUAACGACCCCGUCCACGGUGGCUCAUGGCUCCGUGGUGCCGUCUACUACUUCAAGAUCGCCGUUGCUCUGGCUGUGGCUGCCAUCCCUGAGGGUCUGCCCGCUGUCAUCACCACUUGCCUGGCCCUCGGUACCCGCCGUAUGGCCAAGAAGAACGCCAUUGUCAGAAGCCUGCCCUCUGUGGAGACCCUGGGCUGCACCUCUGUCAUCUGCUCCGACAAGACUGGCACCCUCACCACCAACCAGAUGUGUGUGACCAAGAUGUUCAUUGUCAAGAGUGUCGAUGGCGACCAUGUUGAUCUUGAUGCUUUUGAUAUCUCCGGCUCCAAGUACACCCCAGAGGGCGAGGUUUCCCAGGGAGGUGCCAAGACCAACUGCAGCGCAUACGACGGCCUUGUUGAGCUGGCUACCAUCUGCGCCCUGUGCAACGACUCCUCUCUGGACUACAACGAGACCAAGAAGAUCUAUGAGAAGGUUGGUGAGGCUACUGAGACCGCCCUGUCCUGCCUGGUUGAGAAGAUGAACGUGUUCAACACCAACGUGAGGAGCCUGACCAAGAUUGAGAGAGCCAACGCUUGCUGCUCAGUGAUCAAACAGCUCAUGAAGAAGAACGUCACUCUGGAGUUCUCCCGUGACAGGAAGUCCAUGUCCGUGUACUGCACUCCCGCGAAGGGUGAUGGUGGUGCCAAGAUGUUUGUGAAGGCUAGUUUCUUUCUUUCUUCUCCUUCUCGCAGCCUUUGGUCAGACACGGGUGCCCCUGAGGGAGUGAUUGACAGGUGCGCAUAUGUGCGUGUUGGCACCACCCGCGUGCCCCUGACCAACGCCAUCAAGGAUAAGAUCAUGGCUGUUAUCAGGGACUGGGGUACCGGCCGCGACACCCUGCGUUGCCUGGCACUGGCCACUCGUGACACCCCACUGAAGAUGGACGAGAUGAACCUCGAGGACUCAACCAAGUUUAUCGAUUAUGAGACUGACCUGACCUUUGUUGGCUGCGUGGGUAUGUUGGAUCCCCCUCGUAAGGAAGUCACUGGCUCAAUUCAGCUGUGCAGAGAUGCUGGAAUCCGUGUCAUUAUGAUCACUGGUGACAACAAGGGAACCGCUAUUGCUAUCUGCCGUCGCAUUGGCAUCUUCAGUGAGGAUGAGGAUGUAACUGGCAAGGCCUACACUGGACGUGAGUUUGAUGAUCUGCCCCUCCAUGAACAGGCCGAGGCCGUGCGCAGGGCUUGCUGCUUUGCCCGUGUGGAACCAUCCCACAAGUCCAAGAUUGUUGAGUUCCUGCAGGGCUUUGAUGACAUUACUGCUAUGACUGGUGAUGGUGUGAACGAUGCCCCUGCCCUGAAGAAGGCCGAGAUCGGCAUCGCCAUGGGCUCUGGCACUGCCGUUGCCAAGUCUGCCUCUGAGAUGGUCCUGGCUGACGACAACUUCUCUUCCAUUGUGGCUGCUGUUGAGGAGGGCAGAGCUAUCUACAACAACAUGAAGCAGUUCAUCCGCUACCUCAUCUCCUCCAAUGUUGGUGAGGUCGUCUGUAUCUUCCUGACUGCUGCUCUGGGCCUGCCCGAGGCUCUGAUCCCCGUCCAGCUGCUGUGGGUCAACCUUGUCACUGAUGGUCUGCCCGCCACUGCUCUGGGGUUCAAUCCCCCUGAUCUGGACAUCAUGGGCAAGCCCCCACGUUCCCCCAAAGAGCCCCUGAUUUCUGGCUGGUUGUUCUUCAGAUACAUGGCUAUUGGUGGAUACGUCGGUGCCGCCACUGUUGGUGGUGCUGCCUGGUGGUUCCUCUAUGAUCCAACCGGCCCCGGUGUCUCCUACUUCCAGCUGUCCCACUUCAUGCAGUGCCAUGAAGACAACGAAGACUUCACCGGCAUUGACUGCGAGAUCUUUGAGGCUUGCACUCCCAUGACCAUGGCCCUGUCUGUGCUGGUCACCAUUGAGAUGUGCAACGCUCUCAACAGCUUGUCUGAGAACCAGUCUCUGGUGCGCAUGCCCCCAUGGAGCAACUUCUGGCUGCUUGCCGCAAUGACCCUCUCCAUGUCCCUGCACUUCUUGAUCAUCUAUGUUGACCCUAUGCCCAUGAUCUUCAAGUUGAACCACCUUACCAUUGACCAGUGGAUUGUAGUCUUGAAGCUUUCCUUCCCUGUCAUCGCCAUUGAUGAGGUUCUGAAGUUCAUCGCCCGUAACUACGUUGAGAGUAAGUAA